Pyrenophora tritici-repentis Pt-1C-BFP is the source of this 930-nucleotide messenger RNA. Lineage: Eukaryota; Fungi; Ascomycota; Dothideomycetes; Pleosporales; Pleosporaceae. The record is from RefSeq and is a predicted model, not a curated record.
AUGCAUCGGGAGAGAAGGCAGUUGCUCCAAGCGCUCAGGAAAUUGGAACGCCGCACUAUUGAGAUGAGCGAGAUGAUCAGUCUGCUGAGGCUGGAGAAUCAUCAGAAAGAGAAACAAAUUGUGCAUCUGUCGGCUGUCAUCAAGGAUAAAGAACAAAUAGCCGAUCAUGUUCAAUGUGCUUCGACAACACCCGAGCAAUUAGAGAGCGAAUCAGUCAUCAAAUUUGCUAGCGAGCGGGAUGACGAUACGCCGAAGGCCGCGGUUCCCUCACAAUCGCUGUUUGGGGUCGUGAUCUCGCCAGGCUCCGAGCCACUCCCAUCACCAUGGCUUAACUCUUCCGCUCGGGUCAAUGCACUACAAAGUGCCUCAAAUGUCCCCAACGAAACCGAUCAACAAUCCCUCCCAAGCACCUUCGUGCUUCAGCCUGCACCCGCUAGUAUGCAUCGGUAUCUCAAUACCAUGCAAUCUGAGCUACACCGGCUUAGCGCACCGCCAUCAUCGUCCCAUCGCCAAACGCUACGUAACCGCCGAGAGGUCUUAUUCAAAGAAGCCCUAAAAGAAAGCAUUGUUUCGAAAAAGGCUAGCAUAGCUUUACGUGCUACUAUAGCCGAAGAAGUCAAAGCAAGCGUCGAGGGUCUCCUCACGAGCCAAGAGAAAGACCCACAGCACACUAUCAAGACUAUGCGGUUGCGGAGCAAGGGCUACUGGUCCAAAAUUCACCAGGAUAUCCAUCGUGCCAAUUUAGACCUCAAGACGCUUGGAGAACGUCAGCGCUUAGAUCAACUAUACUCCACGAGAGAUAUAGAACGGGUUUUGUUCUUUUGGGCUGUUUAUCAAGAGGUUCUGUCAUACGGAGACAUUGCUUAUGAGCUAUCUCUGCCACUUGGUAUACUGCCUUUGUGGAUCAUGCGUUACGUAGAACAUGUCUAG